Molecule: messenger RNA, 2862 nt
Organism: Pygocentrus nattereri (red-bellied piranha)
Lineage: Eukaryota; Metazoa; Chordata; Actinopteri; Characiformes; Serrasalmidae
Exons: 20
Coding region: 393-2537 (714 amino acids)
Source: RefSeq, a predicted model, not a curated record
GUUACGACAUUUCCGUUUCCAUCCGGGUCUUCGUUCUCCUCGCAGCGGACGCGCCGAAGUUUGAAGCUGCUGAACUCGCUGGACUUUCGCUUGUUUACAAUGUCUUCAUAACCGCCUCCACACCUCUCCGCUCUCGGUCCGGACUCCAGGUGACACCUACAUGAAGACACGGUGUGUUUCUGGGUGUGUUUGUAGCUGAGUCGAGGUUUGUGUGGAUUUAUUUGGAGGCCAAAUCUGCUGACCUAGCGCGUAGCAUCCAGCUAACCGACAGACUUCACCGAGGGGACGGCUGGAUUCGGCUCCGCGCUCCGUCCGCCGUCCGACGGCGUUUUGGGGUCUUCAGCAGCGAAGCACAGCCGAGUUGAGAGUAAGAGUUUGCUUCACCUGGAGCCAUGGAGCAAAAUAUAACCGUUAUUGUUCUGAGCGACGACGACGACGACGAGGACGACGACUCCUCCGUCCUGAUUGUGGACGACGGUGAUGAGAACCGAGCAGCGGCAGAGGUCCCGAAAAGCAGUGAAAUUCUGGACGAAGACUUAACCAUAACUUACGCACAGAAAGCUCAUGUCCUGCCUCAUGCCAGAUAUGACUGCACCAUCCCUUUCUGCUGUACAGAGGGUGUCGUCUCGGGGCCGGAGGACAAUAACGCGGCGUAUUGCGAGCAGUGCUUCUGCUACGUGUGUGACAAACCGGCCUCCACGUGUACGUUCUGGACCAUUCCUGGCUUUUGUCACUGUAACGCCCACAAGCGCAGUGUUUACUGGAAAUCUCUCAGAGACAGAAACGUCAUGGGGUACCUCAGCGAGCUCAACUUCCCCUUCCACCCUCAGGACAUGGAUGCAGACCUCAGACGCGCCGAGGUUUCCCUGCAGCAGUUUGCAUGCAGCUUGGCUUUGAAGUAUGCAGCUUACCUGGCUGGGUUUCAGGACCCAAACCGCCCGAUCUGCUCUCACUCAGCUGACAGAAGGAAAGCAAACUGCAAGGGGUGCAGUACUCAGGAAUAUAGCUACGUUGGAGUGAUGGAGCAUAUUUGCACAUUUCUGGAUGAGGCAAUGAAGCAGACGCCAAAGACCUGUACCAUCAUGCUGCUUGGAGCUGUUAAGCUUUUCAUCACACACACUUCACCUAGAAAUUCACGCUUAGCUGACGCUGUGUCGGAUGUUGUACUGAGACUUCUCUGGAGAGUAACGUCGAAGGUGCAGACUUUAUUGGUGGAUGCUGAUUUCCCAGCCGCCUUCACAAACCAACUGCUGCAGUUUUUCCAGGCUCUUCCGCUCCCUCCUGAUUGCAGAUGGCUUAGAAACAGCCUGAAUGUGCUCCCAUGGGACGACCCUUUGCUCUCGGCCGUGUUAAAGGGUCAAAAUGUGACGGGAGAGAGGCACGUCAGAGGCAGACGGUCAGAGGCUCUAUUUGAAACCAUUGUAGUGAUUCAAGCAAGAGUCUGCAAACUCCAGGAAGAAAACAGGUACCGUGAGCUGGCACGCUACCUCAAAGUGGUUAAAAGCGACAGUAUUCCAGUGCUGCAGAUCAUGAAAGACUGGAUCCCCCUGUAUCUGUGUAAGAUUGGUGAUUACAACAGUGCGGUUGAUGCCUUGUUCAUCUCCUCGUGCAGCUCCUCGUGCACUGCCUCCAGGCUCAGUCUUCCCCAGUUUUGUGCUUACCUCAGAAUACUGAUGUCAGGCCAUGCACCAUCAGACAUCCCACGACCCCCACAGCUCGACUUUGUUCCGCGCUCAGGAGUCAUUCUCAAGAGCCAGCCGGACCCCUUACAAAGCUCUGAUUGGAUGCCUGUAGAAGGAGGAUACAGCUUGCUGAAAAGGCUGGAGGUGCUGAAGUUUGCACUGCGAGUUCUCCACUGUAACAGUACAACCUUUGCACAUCCUGAAAGCUGGGUAAGAGUAUUGAAUCUUGACAGCAUGUCUUCGUCUAACUCGGAUGGUGCCAAAGAGAGCACAGCGCUGGCAGAACCUGACCUCAACUUCCUAAUAAGAACGAGGGACACUGUUAUGGGAAUCCUCACUGAACUAACGCGCUCCUCACGCAUUCAGAUCCCUAAAAGCUUUCAAAAAGUGUAUCCUGACCAGGCCAUGUUGCUGUUGGCCACUCAGGCUUUGGCAGCCCGUAUCCUCCACUCGCGGCUGUGCCCCAUCCUGAGUGUCAUCAUGAUGUUUAAGUUGAACCCCUGGGCGGUGCGCUGGCUCUUCCAUAGUCUGACCGUGCGGCCAAACGUGCUGCAGGAUCUGCUCUGUGUGGUUGUGGAGGAGCUGUUAAAGGAACCGGCCCAGCCCUUUUUGUCAAAAGAGGACACAUUGGGGCAUUCCUUCAUCGCGAGUUUCCUGUGCCUUUUCUUCCUGGAGCAAAGUGUAGUUCUGGAUCCCAACAGCUAUCCCACCAGUGCGCUGCUCGUUAGGUGGAAUGAAUCAAAGUACCCCUGGCAGCACUACCUGAGACAACAGCUGGAGUUCAAUGAGGCCAUUCUCACACAAGAGAAACACAGAAUCCUGCAGAUGAUUCGAUGGAGUCUACACCAGCAGUAGUGUGUGUGUGUGUGUGUGUGUGUGUGUGUGUGUGUGUGGGGAGUGGAAGAGAAUGAGGACAGUGUUCUCUUUAAAACUUCCAGAGUGUUCCUUAAGCUCCCAUUUUUGAAGGAAUAUUCAAGAACCAAUGGCAAUGAGUCAGUCUAAUGUCAAAUGCAGUAACUGAGACUCGGUUCUUUUUGUCAGCCUUAAUUUUGUAAAGUUUACUUUGUUUUCAUUUAAUAUUUUACCUUUUUGGAUAUAUUUUUCUUGAAAAGUGGCAUUUUGGAACAUUUUUGUAUUGAAAUUUCUUUGAGAGAAUAAAUGGCGCUGUUCCUGCUUUUUA